Molecule: messenger RNA, 1553 nt
Organism: Centruroides sculpturatus (bark scorpion)
Lineage: Eukaryota; Metazoa; Arthropoda; Arachnida; Scorpiones; Buthidae
Exons: 1
Coding region: 901-1536 (211 amino acids)
Molecular function (GO): nucleic acid binding
Source: RefSeq, a predicted model, not a curated record
GCACAUGCUAGAGGGCCGUGCAUUUACAAUACACACGGACCACAAACCCUUGACCUAUGCCUUUCUGCAGAAAUCGGACAAGUGUUCACCCCGGCAGGUUAGGCAACUAAAUUUUAUCGCCCAGUUUACAACAGAUAUUCGACAUAUCAAGGGCAAAGAAAAUAUUGUAGCCGACACGCUGUCGCGUGUAGAAGCAAUCACAAAUCUGCCGAUUAACUAUCUGGAAAUGGCUAGAGCCCAGGAGACAGACGACCAGCUGCAGGCGCUACUUAACAACCCCAACUCGACUGGGUUAGUGCUGAAGCUGCUGCCAAUAGAUGAUUCGGCAGCCCAGCUGUAUUGCGACGUGUCAGGAAACAAGGUCAGGCCGUUUGUUCCCAAGGAGUUUAGACGACAGGUCUUCGACUCUGUUCAUGGUCUGGCACAUCCUAGUAUCCGCGCAACAGCGAAAUUAGUAAGCGAGCGAUACUGCUGGAAGUCCAUGAGAUCAGAUGUAACCAAGUGGACGCGCGCUUGUCUCCAGUGCCAACGCUCCAAGGUGCACAGGCAUACUCGCUCAAAACCAGGCACCUUUCUCAUUCCCAGUUCCCGUUUCGAGCACGUGCAUAUAGAUAUAGUGGGUCCGCUUCCCCCGUCGCAAGGCUUUAGAUACAUCGUUACAUGUAUCGAUAGGUACUCCAGGUGGCCGGAGUGCAUUCCGGUCGCCGAUAUCUCGGCGGAAUCGAUUGCAAAAGUUUUUUACGCAAAUUGGAUAUGCCGCUUUGGCGUUCCGCUCAGAUUGACCUCGGACCAAGGACGUCAAUUUGAGUCCGACCUUUUCCACGCUUUAUCGACAACCCUGGGCAUCAAACAGAUCCGCACAACCCCAUACCAUCCAGCAGCGAAUGGAAUGGUGAUGGAAUGGUGGAACGGCUCCAUCGCACACUUAAGGCAAGCCUACGUUGCCAUGGAGGAGACGAUUGGGCAAAUGUACUCCCAACGGUCCUCCUUGGCCUUCGAACAGCAUUCAAAGAAGACAUACAGGCCGCCACUGCCGAAAUGGUUUACGGUGAAAACCUUAGGUUGCCGGGCGAAUUUUUUACUCCAAGCAGGUACAACCCCGACCCAGCAAACUUCGUCGGGCGUCUUAAAAGCACCAUGGAAAAGUUACGCCCAACACCCACCAGGCAACCAAACAGGACAACUUGUUUCGUACACGAAGAACUGAACUCGUGCCAACAGGUAUUUGUGCGCGACGACACGGUAAGGAACUCGUUACAACCAGUCUAUUUGGGUCCUUUUCGUGUUAUAUCAAGAGAUGACAAGGUUUUCACCAUCGAACAGGGCAGCCGAAAGAGAGCAAUAAACAUAGACCGGUUAAAACCGGCAUUUAUCGAGGCAAGCACAGAUACAAAGUCCGGAGGAUCGCACCUAACUUCCGAACAGCUGAAGACAGCUGCUAAGACGACAACAGGAGCGAUGAUGCCGGACGACAGACGAGCGCCGGUUGCAACCAGAUCCGGUCGACGGGUCCGAUUCAACCCGCGAUAUUUAUGACGGGUUAACCGUAAUGA